Oryza brachyantha (malo sina) is the source of this 2844-nucleotide messenger RNA. RefSeq lists its product as uncharacterized. Gene Ontology annotation, molecular function: DNA binding. Bases 30 to 2822 code for a protein of 930 amino acids. NCBI's taxonomy places the organism in Eukaryota, Viridiplantae, Streptophyta, Magnoliopsida, Poales, Poaceae. Gene Ontology annotation, biological process: regulation of DNA-templated transcription. The transcript has 17 exons. The record is from RefSeq and is a predicted model, not a curated record.
GCCGUGCCAGCCCGGCCGGCCCACUUGGCAUGUCUGCGGCAUCGGCAUCUAAUCCGACGUUUCCCACCGGCGAUCAAAUCCGCCGUCAUCGCCUAAAUCUCACCUUCAAUAAUCCCUCCACAGCCCCCGCUUCCUCCCGCUCAAACCCUAAUGCGGUGAUGGCCGAGGAGGUUUUCCCGGCCCAACCCCCUUCCGGCCUCUCCGACGCCGAAGACCUGCCGCUCGCGGAGCGACGACGGCGACUGCUCCGCCCGCCGGUGGAUUCAAAGCCUCCCGCUCUAGAGAGGCGGGAGGCUCGCCCGAAGGCUAGCGCGGCGGAGGCGGAGGGUGCAGGCGAAGCGGCUCAGCAGGGUUGGCUGGGACUGCCAAGAGGCGUAGAGUUUAAUCCUAGUGAUGGUGAUCUACUCUGGCACCUGGCUGCAGAAAUUGGAAAUGGCCAGGCUCGUCGUCAUCCAUUCAUUGGCGAGUUUAUUAAAUCUGUUGAUGAAACCAUAGGAUUUGGUUGCACCCACCCUCAAGAUAUACCAGGUAUUAGGAAGGAUGGGUGUGCAGCAUAUUUCUUUCACAAAAAUUUCAAGGUGUGCAACAAUGGGAAUGAUAGCUAUAUCAACUGGCAAAAAGUUGGAAACCCUAUACCAAUAAUUUUGGAUGAGGAUCUUCAAGGUUGCAAGGAAGUUUUUAUGUUGUAUACCUACAAGACAGAUGGUAACAGUCCUCAGAGUACUGACUGGAUAUUACAUCAAUAUCACGUUACAAGCACAGAGAAGGACGAGGGAGAACUGGUGGUGUCAAAGAUAUUCUACAAGUCAGAAGAAAGUCAAUUUGAAUGGGCUGAUAAAGCUCACUCUCAGUCAGCACAGGCUACUUCUACAAUCAAUGAUGAUUCUAGAGAGGACUUGCAGUUGGAAAAUCAUUCUUCUAAUGUGGUUACUGGAAGUAGUUUUGCUCAAGGCAAUGAAAACAAACAAAAGGAGAUGCAGACAGAGACAUGUCCUGAUGAGAAUAAACUAAAAUUUUCCAAUGUGCUAGACAACAUGCAUAUUGAAAACAAAAUUGAUGACCAUGAUGAAAUUGAGGAGCUUGAUCAUAUGUCUUUACAAGAGCGCUACAGAAUUCUCCGGGCGGAAAGGCAUUCUUGCUCUACUGUAGUAUCUUAUGAACAGUGUGCAAUUGAUGGUUUGGAGAAUUCAUGCAGGCUUGAAACUAAUGGUUUGAUUCCUAAAAGAAAUUAUGUAGGGACUGCCUUCAGGGAUGGUAUGCAUAGCAUGUUGCAGGAAAUUUCGUCUGCACCCCCUAUUAUUGAUAGUACCAGCAAUGAUAAUAACAGGAGACUGCUAGCUGAAGGUCUUUCAAACAGCCAUCAAAGCCAUGAGGCUGGAUGUGAUUCAGGUUUCUUGAGUAUGCCAUGUUUUGUUGCUCCAUCCCAAUGUCAAGUUGGAUGCUCUCAUGAUCUAUCGGUAAAUGGCAAUACUCUUAUUCAUAGUGACGAUCCAUCUUUGAGUUUAACACCAACUAUUGGCGAUGAAAGAAUUCAGCUGAAAGGGAUAAAUGAUAGGACCUGUUUGGCUGACAUAAAAUUGGAGCCUGCAUUGGAAGGCUUUGGGGAUUUGGCAGAGAAGAUCACAUCUUCUAUGCAUAGCACAGACCCAAAACAUGUCACUGAGGGCUCUAGUCUAGUUGGGUCUAUAAACUAUGUUUCUUCAGAGAUUUCCAAAAGGAUAUCAGAAGUAGCAAGGUCUAAGUCAGAGAGUUCCCAUGUCGAAGGCCUACUACCAUUUUUAGGAAUAAAAAGUGAGGUUAUUAGGAGUGAGUUGCCACCAAUUGUUUGCGGUCUCACUCCUAUCAAUAUCACAGAGUUCACUGCUAAAAAAAACAUUACACUAAACCAUGAUGGAGGCCUUGCUUACUGUUCUUCAAAAAGGAAAAGGAGGAAAACUGGGAGGGAUCCAAGUGAAAAGACACCUGAAGAAGAUUCUCACAGAAGUGAUGAGGGCACUGCUUACUUUUCCCGUCGAAGGCGAAGGAGAAAAACAGCAACGGAUUCAAUUGAAAAGGCACUCGAAGAAGAUGCCCCUGGACUUCUGCAGAUUCUGCUGGAUAGAGGAAUAGUGGUUAGUGAGAUUAAACUCUAUGGUGUUGAAGAAGAUGAUGAUAUGGUCCCAGACUGCACAGAAAGUGACUUUCUAGAUCUUGAAAAUGUUAUUACAAAAUUGUUUCCACAAAGAACAUCCCUGUUGAAAUCUGCAGUUAGGCAUGAGAAGGGGGAACGAGCUCUAUACUGUUUGUCCUGUUUAAUUUCUCUCAUCGAGCAGUCCCGCUAUCUUCAGUUUCGUGACUGUCCUGUUGAAUGGGGAUGGUGCAGAGACCUACAAUCCUUUGUUUUUAUUUUUAAAAGCCACAACAGAAUUGUUCUUGAGUGGCCUGAAUAUGGGUAUGCAACAUACUUCUUUGAGAUUGUGAAAUCACUGCCAAUAGAAUGGCAGAUCCAAAGGUUGGUUACUGCAAUGAAGCUUAGUGGCUGUGGCAGGACCGCUCUUAUUGAAAAUCGACCAUUAUUGAUUGGUGAAGAUUUGACAGAAGGAGAGGCACGGGUUUUGGAAGAAUAUGGUUGGCUGCCAAAUUCUGGGCUCGGCACAAUGCUCAAUUACCGUGACCGGGUAGUUCAUGACAGGUGGAAUGAGAAAUCUGUCACAGAUUGGAGGGCGAAGAUAGGAAAGCUCCUUAUGAGUGGGUAUUCCGAGGGGCAUUUGGUCUUAUCUCACUUCCCAACGAAAGUUGGCCAACUAGAAGACAUCGACGUCAAACAGGAGGACCCUUUGUGAGAUCUCGGUUGUGUAUAUGCAC